AUGCUUGUUCCGAACUCUCGCCUGCCGAUAAGGCCAGGCCGCACCGUCUUCGUCUUUGCUGGCAUAACGGCACUGUUUCUAUGGCAGCUCUACAUCCUCGACACGAUACAGCCCGUGCAGAUAGCAAAGACGCUCUUUGGAGGGCAGGCAAACAUUGAGGCUGCCAAUGCCACACUUGGAUUCCAGACAAUCAUCGCCAUAUCCUCCGAAGAUACAUCCAAGCCGGGCGCAUGGCGUCAACACGGCCUCCUCGCGGCGGCGAAUCGGACAGGUCUAGCAAUCAACGUACACCAGUCACGGCACGUUUCGGACAAGGAGCUACACGCCUUCAUGCAACAUAAGUCGAAGAGCGGCGAGUCGCCACGUACAGGCAGCGCAAGGGCGUGGCUGGCACACGUGGACGCACUCAAGUACGUUCUCGCGCACGACAUCAACACCGCCCUGAUCCUCGAGGACGAUGCCGACUGGGACGUCCGCAUCCGGCAAAUACUCGCACCAAACGCAGCGGUACCAUCGCUGGUGCGCGAGAUCCUAGACGACGGCCACAGCGACAACAACAACAACAACAACAAAAAAUCUCCCUCGAACGCCACCAUCAGCGGCAACAACAACAACACCAACGCCGACAACAACUCCACCCUCCCCUACACCCUCGGCUACGACAUCCUCUGGCUCGGCCACUGCGCCUCGGUCAAGACCCCGCACUCGCGCCAACUCGACACGCUCGCGGACGCGGCGUCGCUGCCGCCGGCCAACCGCCUGCGCGCCCUCGCCGACCGCUACGCCUACACGCCCCUGGAAGACGGCACGCGCAGCGUCAUGCGCUCGCCGGGCCCCACCUGCACCUUUGCCUACGCCGUCACCCGGCACGGCGCCGCGCGCAUCCUCGAGAUGGCGGGCGGCGAGAACGGCGGCGCGGCUUUCGACAACGAGCUGGGCGCGGGGUGUGCCAUGGGAGAAGAGGGGAAGAAGCCUGGCUUGAGGUGCGUGAGCGUUGCGCCGGAGUUGUUUCAUCAUCAGCGGGUUGUUGACGGUGGGGAUGGGAGGGGUGGGAGUUUGGUGGAGGGGAUGAACUGGGGGGAGGAGGCAGAGGAGGCGGAAGGGGAGCUGAAGAGUAGGAUGCGGAAGAAGGUUAAAGCGGGUGAAGGUGUUGGUGAACGGAGGUCUAUCACGCUUAACAUCAUGUACAGCGCCAGGUGUAAUGCCGAAAAGGGUGAUGGAGAGUUGGUUGAGUGUAUGCCGACGGAUGAGGAGCUGGAUCGGUACACGACGUGA
Diplodia corticola is the source of this 1275-nucleotide messenger RNA. RefSeq names its product glycosyltransferase family 25 protein. Lineage: Eukaryota; Fungi; Ascomycota; Dothideomycetes; Botryosphaeriales; Botryosphaeriaceae. The transcript has 2 exons. The record is from RefSeq and is a predicted model, not a curated record. The coding region runs from base 1 to 1275 and encodes 424 amino acids.